AGGAGGGAAAGGUGACGGGUGUGGGGACUGAGAAUGGCUAAUAGUGAGUGUAUGUCUCUGUCCCUAUCCCCUUGGUAUCUGAGCCUCCCAUCCCAUGCUGUCAUUGAUGUACAGAAGAGCUUUGUAAACAUGGUGCCCACAAAGGUGGAAAUCACCCUGCGAAAGGCCAGCCCCAUGACCUGGGCCAAACUGGAGCAUCUCCAGAGCAGCUCUCAGACCAGACCAGACCAGACCGAGACAGACCCUAUGGAUGCCGAGGACCCCGAAGGAGUGCAAUGGGAGGAGUCAGAUGACAGCUUGAGCUGGUCAGAGGAGGGAGAUGAGGAGGGGGAGGAAGGAGCAGUAAGCAAAUGACAUUCAUGUAGCGUCUUCAAAAGAGAGAUUGAAGCCUCUUUCUUUCAAACACAAGCAUGUGGGACCCCAGAACCAUCUCCAGGUGAGCAGAUUGAAUUCCCUGGAGACUGAGGGCCAGCUCUGAAUUUAAAGCUGCUAGAGACACUGCCUCCCAAGUGUAAAGAGUUCAGCUCACCUAUGUCUCUCUGGCAUUGUCUACACUGGGAUAUUUCUUGUACACUUGUGAGGAAGUUAAAUAGCAGCUCCUAAAGUUUGACAUUUUUAAA
Messenger RNA from Trachemys scripta elegans, 620 nucleotides. It is a transcript of the gene ITGB1BP2, whose product is annotated as integrin subunit beta 1 binding protein 2. The record is from RefSeq and is a predicted model, not a curated record. NCBI's taxonomy places the organism in Eukaryota, Metazoa, Chordata, Testudines, Emydidae.